This is a messenger RNA of Phytomonas sp. Hart1, 1148 nucleotides long. Lineage: Eukaryota; Euglenozoa; Kinetoplastea; Trypanosomatida; Trypanosomatidae. The record is from the annotation of a GenBank genome assembly.
CUUAUUUUGAUUUACGUUGAGCAAGAUUUAUUUUUAAAAAAUAUUGUAUCGCAAUGAUUGAGGAUCACUCCGAAUACGCCAAGGCAAACCAUUCCCAGAAGCUCGCAAGCUCUGUGCUUCGGUUGCCCAAAAAGGGUGCGGUUCAGCAUUCCGACUGGAGCCCGUACACAGAUAAUGGUGGCACCACAGCUGCCAUUGCGGGCAAGGACUUUGUCAUCUUAGCGGGUGACACGCGUCUGAAUGGGAACUUCUGCUUGCACACUCGCCACGACGAGUCCAAAAUUUUCCAGCUAACGGAGAACACCUUCAUGGCCAGCAACGGAAUGCAGGCGGACCGGUUGCAACUACAGGAAAUGAUGAAGUGCCGGAUCAAGUGGUACCGCUACAACAACCGAGGUAAAAUGCCAUCAACGACUGCGGUUGCCCAGCUCUUGUCUACAUUGCUGUAUCAACGUCGUUUCUUUCCUUACUACACCUUCAAUAUGAUUGUCGGUUUCAAUAAGGAGGGCGAGGGAGUGUGUUAUAGCUACGAUGCGGUGGGGUCAACGGAGCCUCUUAAAUACGGCACUCAGGGCACUGCUUCCAGCUUUGUAGAGCCGCUGCUAGACUGUCUCCUCACCCAGCAGCACUUCAAUGGACAAGCCCCGCCGGAGCUAUCACAGGAGGACACACUGUCAAUACUUAAAAAUGCGUUCACAGGGGCUUCAGAGCGUGAUAUUUUUACCGGUGAUAGUGUUAAAUUUCUCAUUAUCACUAAAGAAUGUGUGCGCUCAGAAACAUUUGAGUUACGCAAGGAUUGAAGCAAAAGCGAUAGUUGAGAAGGAAAGACAGGGCAAAGUCGUAGGACCUACUCAGGGAAAACACGAACAGCAUGCGUAACGAAAAAUUUUGAUUAUAUAACCGUAGAAUUGAAACUGUAAAUCAGAUAUGCAUUGUGAGAAAAAUCAAUUUGUGGCGAAAUUAUGUUUAAAAAAAAACUUUGAGUAGAUAUUUCGUUUUAUUGUUCCAUCAUUGAUGUUCAAUGAUUGGAGCUAGCUAUCUAAUUUUGUAGAGGAUAAAGAGGGAAACAUAUUAAUCCAUAUACAUAUCAGCAUGCGCUUUCUUUUUCUUUUCUUUAUCAUUCUCUACAAUCCUGAAACCUGAAAAAA